Messenger RNA from Chrysemys picta bellii (western painted turtle), 2322 nucleotides. The record is from RefSeq and is a predicted model, not a curated record. NCBI's taxonomy places the organism in Eukaryota, Metazoa, Chordata, Testudines, Emydidae.
UGGCCGUGGGGGGGAGGGGCAGACCGGAAGCCGCCAGACUGGUGGCCGGGCCACGCCGCGCCGCGCUCCAGGCGUUGACAGCGGGGAGCGAGGCCGGAUGGUGCCGGUGCUCCCUGGCCUGUUUGUGGGCGGCGCGGAGGCCGGCGCGGCGGCCGGGGCCCUGCAGGCGGCGGGGGUGGUGGCGCUGCUCUCGGUGGACGCGGAGGAGCCGCCCCCGGUGGCGGGGAUCCGGACCCUGCAUAUCCCGGCGCGGGACGAGCCCGGCACCGACCUGCUGAGCCACCUCGACUCCUGCGCCGCCUUCCUCAGCGCGGCCCGGGCGGGGGGCGGUGCCGCCCUGGUGCGAUGCCAUGCUGGAGUCAGUCGAAGUGUUGCUUUAGUAACGGCGUAUUUAAUGAAAACCAACAAUCUCACCUUCGAAGAGGCUUAUGCCACUAUCAAAGCCAUCAAAUCAGAUGCCAAAAUGAACGAAGGUUUUGAGUGGCAGCUGAAACUCUAUGAAACAAUGGGCUGUAAAGUUGAUGUGAGCAGUACCAUUUACAAACAGUAUCGCUUGCAAAAAGUUACAGAGAAAUAUCCUGAGCUGCAAGACUUGCCACGAGAAGUCUUUGCAGUUGACCCAACCAGCGUUUGUCAAACUCUGAACAGUGAGGUUCUCUACAGGUGUAGAAAAUGCCGACGUUCCCUCUUUCGUAGUUCGAGCAUUUUAGCCCAUGCUGAAGGAAGUGGACCAUCAGCGUUUGCUCACAAGAGGAUUACAGAUCCUGCUCAGCUUCGUAAUGACAGUCGAGUUAAAUGUACCUCUUAUUUCAUUGAGCCUGUACAGUGGAUGGAGCCAGUAUUGUUAGGAGUGAUGGAAGGACAGCUCCACUUCUGCCAGAAGAUUCUUCCUAGCUCUCUUCUGCCCUCCCAAAAAUCCCAACUUCACCAUGUGUGCAGUUCUGCUGCCUCGUUCUGACAACAUUCCAGAAAAACUUGAUUACUUUACUCUACAUUUGUUGAAAAUGGCUUCCAGAGAAACUUGAAAACAGGUGCUGUUUUCAUCGCUCUAGCAGUGGCAUACGGUACGGUACACUGGCCUACGCGUGAAGGUAUCACAGGUCCUGCUACCUUGGGUCACAGGUAUCGUUGAACUGUUCCUCUGCAAUAGUCAGUUCAGAGUCCACAUGAGGGAGAAGACGGGUGCUUGGAGACGAUAGAGCAAUGGGUUACCCCAGGGCUCUGUGCUUUCUCCAACCCUGUUCAACCUUUACAUCAGUGACCUGCCAACAAUGGAGUCACGAAAGUUCAUUUAUGCAGAUGACAUCUGUGGCGGUACCCAGGCCCAGACGUUUCAUGAGCUUGAUGCCACCUUAAACUGGGACAAGAUAAAGUUAGCUGACUACUGUAAGACUUGGUGCCUCCAGCCAAGCGUCAUAAAAACAGUCUCCAGUUUGUUCCAUCUUCAUCACGCCAGUGCAACACAAGAACUGAAUGGUCAGAAGGCGAAGCAUGAAAUAAAACUGAUCUAUCUAGGCGUGACCUUAGACCGCACACUGAGUUACCAUGCCCACCCGAAGAAGACAGCAGCUAAAGUUAAGAUGUGCAACACUCUUAGCAAACUGGCAGGUUCGUCAUGGGGUGCUCAUGCUCAACUUUGCGGACAACAGCUCUUGCCACCUCGUAUUCGGUGGCAGAAUACUGCGCACCAGUUUGGAGUCGAUCGUCACACACCAGACUGGCAGAUACGCAGUUACGUGCUGCCAUGAGUAUCCUCUCCGGCACCCUGCAUCCGACUCCACGCCGAUGGCUUCCAGUUCUGAGCAAUAUUGCUCCUCCUCGUAUCAGACGAGAAGUUGCCACUGGAAAGUUACUGGAGAAAGUACGUGCCAACUCAAGUCUGCUGCUGCACAAUGACCUUUUUAAACCACCAGCUGCACAUUUGCCGUCACGUCGCCCGUUAUGGUCUCAUCCGCCACACCAGGAUGUUAGGGCGGAAACACUCUGGCGAGAGGAAUGGAAUCUGUUAUAAUUCCCAACCAGUCCCUCGUCACCAACCCCACAAUUUGCCCACUUGGUUUUGACCUGCCCCGUUGCCAAUGGUCCCUUUUGAUCAGUUUUCGGACCAGGCAAGGUGUCUCUGCAGUCAUCCGGUAUCGCUGGGGCCUUCGUGACAUCCCUUUGCGCAACUGCGGUGCAACACAGACCGUGACGUGUGUUGUCGAUGAAUGCCUGCUGACUAGGUUCAGCGGUGGCCUAGAAGAACUGCAUCACGCCGCUGAAGAGACCAUCGCUUGGCUAGACGACUAUGCACAUGCUAAAUAAAUAAAUGAGCCACAAAGC